GCGCGUGCGCUGCUCGCGUUCUCAUUGGCUGUCGGGGCGCGCAUGCGCGCUGACAUCUGCGGUCAGACGUGCAGCGAGGCUCGGUGGGACGUGACCUGUCGCGGCGGAGCCCUGAGGGCGCGGCCGGCCGUGGGAGCCGGUUCCACCCCCUUGGUGUGGCGACCUCCGGUGUGCCGCUGUCUCUGGGCCGGUUCUGCCGCCGCCGCCGCUCCGCCGGGUCCCGCUGCAGCAGCCACUCCGCUCCGCGCGGUGGCGCCGCCGUGGGGGACAUCCCCCCUCCCCAUUUGCCGGUCACGUGACCCGUGUUGCUUCGCACGUGACCGGUGGGCGGCGCAUGCGCGGUGCGGCGGGGGCGGUGCAGGCGGGCGGCGCUGAGGGCGGAGGCGGCGGCGGCGGCCGGAGCGGGGCCGGGCUCGGCCGUGUUGGGCCGGCGCGAAAUGGCGGACAGGUUCUCCCGCUUCAACGAGGACAGGGACUUCCAGGGCAAUCACUUUGAUCAGUAUGAAGAGGGGCACCUGGAGAUAGAGCAGGCAUCUCUAGACAAGCCCAUCGAAUCGGAUAAUAUUGGACAUCGCUUACUCCAGAAACAUGGGUGGAAGCUGGGCCAGGGAUUGGGAAAAUCACUGCAGGGGAGGACGGAUCCCAUCCCUAUCGUCGUCAAGUACGAUGUCAUGGGCAUGGGCCGGAUGGAGAUGGAGCUCGACUAUGCCGAGGAUGCCACAGAGCGGAGGCGAGUGCUGGAGGUGGAGAAGGAAGACACCGAGGAGCUGAGGCAGAAGUACAAGGAUUAUGUUGAUAAAGAAAAGGCCAUUGCCAAGGCUUUGGAAGACCUCAGAGCAAACUUCUACUGUGAGCUCUGUGACAAGCAGUAUCAGAAGCACCAAGAGUUUGACAACCACAUCAACUCUUAUGACCACGCUCACAAGCAGGAAGGAACUCGGGAUUAUUGCCCAACAGGGAUGAUAGCUGAUGUAUUGAAAGCAAACCCUUCUAAUUUGGGAGUCCAGAUCACAAGAAGGUUGAAAGAUCUCAAGCAAAGGGAAUUUGCUCGCAAUGUCUCGUCGAGAUCCCGGAAAGAUGAGAGGAAGCAGGAGAAAGCCCUGCGGCGCCUGCACGAGCUGGCUGAGCAGAGGAGGCAGCCUGAGUGUGCUCCUGGAAGUGGGCCCAUGUUCAGGACCACCACGGUGGCUGUGGACGAGGAAGGUGGAGACGACGAUGAUUCCGCAGCCAACAGCGGCUCCUUUGUCCAGAUGAGCUCAGGCCAGGCCACAGAGAUGACCACGGACAGAGGAUUCCUGAACACAGGACAAGGCACUGUGAUGCCAGGCCAGACACCCGCCCAGGGGGCACAGGCCAUCAGCUUUGGCAUUAAGAGUUCUGUGGGAGCUCCUCUGCAGAAGAUUGGGGUGUCCUUUUCCUUCGCCAAGAAGACCCCAGUGAAGCUGGAGACCAUCGCUUCUGUUUUCAAGGACCAUGUGGAUGAGUCCAAUUCUGCAGAUGGGGCAAAAGGUGAUGAGAGGGGGUCCUCAGAGGCUGGCAGCCUGCAGAAGUCUGGGGAUGGUGAAGGCACCAAUAAUUCUGAUGGCAAGGCAGAGGAUGAUGACCAGCACGACAAGGAGAGUGGGGCUCUGGCCAGCACCUUAUCCAAACUGAAGAAGAUGAGACGAGAAGAUGGACCAACAGCUGUGGAACCAGAAUAUUACCACUAUGUCCCCCCAGCCCACUGUAAAGUAAAGCCAAACUUUCAGUUCCUGCUUUUCAUGAAGGCUACUGAGCAAACAGAAGCAGAAAAUGCGAAUAAAAAAAACGCGCACGAAACAAAAAAGGGGAGUUCCCCCAAACCCAAACCCAGCAAGCACACGGAAAAGGCUGCUGAGAGCACGGGGCAGCAGAAGGAGCAGAGUACUACUGAAAGUGCAGCUCAGCAGGGCAAAACAGAACGAAAAGAUAUCCCAGAGAAUGAAAAUACACAGGAGAGCAAGCACCUUCCAGAGGGCAAUCCCCCCGAGCCAGACACUGCUAAAGAAGCUCCUCCUCCUGCCUUGGGCUGCAGAGAUGGCUCUGAGGGACCAAAGCACCCCACAGGACCUUUUUUCCCUGUUCUGAGUAAGGACGAGAGCACGACGCUGCAGUGGCCUUCAGAGUUACUCAUCUUCACCAAAGCUGAGCCCUCUGUGUCCUACAGCUGCAACCCCCUGUACUUUGACUUCAAGCUCUCCCGUAACAAGGAUGCAAAAGGGAAAGGGGCAGAGAAAUCCAAGGAUCCAGGGGGGAUUUGUAAAGACAACACUCAGAGCACAGAACCUGGUGAGGUGAGCAAAGCCAAGGAGGCUGAAAGUGUAGGGAACAGUUCUGCUCAAAAAAUGGAAAACAAAUCCCAGAGCAAGCAGGAGUCCGGUGUGGGAAGCAUCAGUAAGGGAGAGGGAGAGGACAGCAGUAAGGGUAUAAUGGGUAAGAGUAAAUCUGGAAGGUCCCAUAAACACAAAAAGAAAAAGAAGCACAAAAAGUCCAGCAGACACAAACGCAAACACAAGGAGGAAGCUGAGGAGAAGGCCCGGAAAACCGAGCUGGGGGAAGAGAAACCCAAGAAACGGAAAAGACACAGGCACAAGAAAGGUAAAUCCUCCCUUUCGACGGAGUCAGACCGGGCACUGAAACCUGAACCGUCUGAAGACUGCAGCCAUUUCCAGAAGAAAAAGCGAUGCUCCCAGGAGUCCCAGAGGAAAUCUCUGUCUGCUGAGGAGGGAAGCAGCGGUAAGAAAGAGGACGGGGGUAACUCCUGCCAAGAGCACAGCAGCAAAAGACACAAGGCUGAGCUGCAGCAGGUGCCUGGUGCGAGGAGGCGCUGCCCGGCUCUGUCCCAGGCCCGGAGCGGCCGCCGGAGCCGGCAGAGCAGCGGCGACUACGACAGCGACGAGGGCUCCCCCAGCAAGCACUGCCACCAGAAGUCCCCGUCACAGUACAGCGAUGACUACGACUCGGGCAGCGAGCACUCCCGCAGCCGCUCCCGCUCGGGCCGCAGGCACUCCUCGCACAGGUCCUACUCCAGCAGCUCGGACGCGUCCUCGGAGCACAGCCGCUACGGCCGCCAGAGGAGCUACUCGGACGACAGCUACAGCGACUACAGCGACCGCUCCCGCUGCCACUCCAAGCGCUCCCAGGACUCGGAGGAUGACUCCGACUACAACAGCUCAAACCACCGCUCGAAGCGGCGCAAAUACUCCUCAUCGGAAGACGACUACAGCUCGAGCAGGAGCAGGUCCAGGAGUCGGAGCAGGAGCCGAACCCAUCCUCGAGGCAGGUCGAGAUCGAGGAGCCGGGGCAGGAGCCGCAGCAGCAGCUGCAGCCGCAGUCGGAGCAAGAGGAGGAGCCGCAGCGUGACGGGCCGCAGCUGGAAGCGCAGCCGCAGCUACAGCCGCAGCCGCAGCACCCGCAGCCACUCACAGAGGUCCCUGUCACGGAAGGGCUCGCGGGGCCACGAGAGCCCCGAGGAGCGAAGGUCUGGCAGAAGGGACUUCAUCAGGUCCAAGAUCUAUCGCUCCCAGUCUCCUCACUAUUUCCGGACAGGCCGAGGUGAGGGGUCGCUGCUGAAGAAGGAGGAUGGCAAAGGAGAGGAUCUGAAAGGAUCUGGCUCCCUGUCCCAGAACAGCAGCGGCUCUGGCACAGGGCGGGCCUCGGAAGGGGACUGCAGUCCUGAGGAGAGGAACUCGGUCACUGCAAAGCUGCUCCUGGAAAAGGUGCAGUCCAGGAAGGUUGAGAAGAAGCCCUCUGUCACUGAUGAGAUGCUGUCAGGGGCAAACAAGGUGGGCAUAAAGCUCAAAGAUCCUCCCCAGGGCUACUUUGGCCCCAAACUGCCUCCAUCCUUAGGAAACAAACCGGUUCUGCCCUUAAUUGGGAAGCUGCCAACCAUUCGAAAACCGAACUCCAAAAGAUACGAGGAGUCUGGCUUGGAGAGGGGCGAGGAUCAGGAGCUGUCAGAUGCUGAGGAUGGUUCUCAAGGCAUGGAGGAGGGUCAGCUGGCCAGCCAGUCUCUCCUGGAAGACGUGGUGAUGGUAAUUCAGGACAAACCUCUGGAUGAGCAGAAACGUGAUGAAGCCUCUGUGGAGAUGCCAUCCCUUCCCCUGGACACGCCGGCACUCCCCGAGUGCUUUGGCUCCGGAGAUCUGGUCAUGCCACACAACUUCCUCUCAGAUCCGAGCGAUGGCGAUGGGCUGGAGCCUAUGGAUGGGAGCAGCCAGCCGGUCCCAGUGGAAACGAGUAUGAUGCCCUUAGUUCCAGAUGUUGAGCACUUUCCUGGCUACGUGCCUCAGAGCGGGGAACCCAGCAUGGAAGGAGAUCGGGAGGGGACAGAAGAUUCAUCUCUAGCCCCACUGGAGAGCCAGCCCAUCACCUUCACCCCCGAGGAGAUGGAAAAGUACAGCAAGCUGCAGCAGGCGGCCCAGCAGCACAUCCAGCAGCAGCUGCUGGCCAAACAAGUCAAGGCCUUCCCCGCCUCAGCAGCCCUGGCUCCGGCCGCGCCUGCACUCCAGCCCAUCCACAUCCAGCAGCCGGCAGCGGCGUCGGCCACGUCCAUCACGACGGUGCAGCACGCCAUCCUGCAGCACCACGCCGCUGCCGCCGCCGCUGCCAUCGGCAUCCACCCCCACCCACACCCGCAGCCCCUCGCUCAGGUCCACCACAUCCCCCAGCCACACCUGACUCCCAUUUCCUUGUCCCACCUGACCCACUCGAUUAUUCCAGGGCACCCCGCCACAUUCCUGGCCAGCCACCCCAUCCACAUCAUUCCGGCGUCCGCCAUCCACCCGGGCCCCUUCACCUUCCACCCUGUCCCUCACGCUCUCUACCCGACCCUCCUGGCUCCGAGGCCUGCGGCUGCUGCUGCCGCCACGGCCCUGCACCUCCACCCCCUGCUGCACCCCAUUUUCUCAGGACAGGACUUGCAGCAUCCACCCAGCCACGGCACAUGAAGGACAAAAUGAAGGAACCUCGGAGGAAGGAGAAUAUUUGGCGUUUUGGGAAGGGGUUGGAGUUGAUCCAGCGGGCAGGUGAGGUCUGAGCAUUUCCUUUCACUCUUGAGCAGCCAAAGAAGCCAGAGGCUCGAGGGCUGGGCUCUUGGCUGUAUCCCAGGGAUGUCUCGCUCCAGCUCCUCCGUGCACGCAGCAGCACCGCUCUGGAAGAACCAUUUCACCUUUAGAACAGCGAGACUCUUGGAAAGGAUUUUUUUCCCCUGGAUUCUUACACUUGGUCAUCUUCCUUCUGCCACCUUGUAUAUGAUAAAUGAGGUUUCAUCCACACUAAUAGGAUCUCUAAAAGUCCUUUUAAUGAGGUCAUCUAAUUAAAAUAGCAUGAUUGAAUCCGGCUUGUAAUUGGCGAUGGAACAUCGGGAGCUGUCGGCUGCGGAGGGGCUGGAGGCCUCCGUUUUCAGGCGUUGCAGGAGGUUCCUUGGCCCCUGUCACUGCACACGUGGGUUUUUCUUGGUGUGAGCAGCAAAGGUGGAAGUAAGAUCUUAGUGUAAAGAGGAGGAGGAGCUCUGUGUGUGUACCCAGAGCUCCCGUCUUUCUCCAUCCUGCAUCUGCGCUCUCCUGCUCCAGGACCAUGCCUGGAUAUCCCAGACUGGAGAGGGGUUCUCGGGUCAGGGGUUGGGAUUCCAGUCUGGGCUUUGACCACUCUUCUCCUGAAAGGGGGAAAAAAAUCACUCUGAAUUCCAUCCUCUGUGGUGUUGGGAAAGAGGCACUGGGAUGGGAGAGAGAAGGAAAAUCCUGUUAGGAAUUGAAGCAAUACAGAGGACGGGGGAGCGCGGCCAGGAUGUAAAACGUGUUCUUUCCUCUGUAACACUGAUGGUCUCCUUAUUAAUUUAUAGGAUUUUUUUUUUUUUUUUUAAUGUAAAGAAUUGCACUGAACUCUGUAAACAAAGAUGCUGCUUUUUGUAGCUCCUAUCAAAGGUUACAUUUGUAGUAUAUCGCAAUAAUAUUUUUUACAGCCAGUUCUUAGUGGUACUUGUUCUGGUGGCUUCUGUGUAAAUAUGUUUGCUGUAGGUGACCCAAGACACUUGUAAAGGUUCAAUUUAUAGUUUCAGCUAGAUGCAGAACAGCUAAGCAUGUAUAUUUUAUCAAGCUCAUGUAUUUUUGAAGGUUUUAUGUACUAUAAAAUGUAAAAACAAAAAAAAAAAUCUUCAUUUAGAAUUUUGCAGAAGAAAAAAAAAAUCAACAGGUGAGACUUGGGCAAGGUGAGGGGUGUAGGGGUAGCAGUGACUCUGGCAGGUAAUGCUGCGUUCCUCCCUGCCAUAGGAAUGGGCAUUGGAGCGGCCUGGGGAGCAGCAGGAAUUCAGGGUGCUCCCAGAGUACAGAGAGCCCUUUUUUUUCAUUUUUCCUUUCCUUUUUCCCCCCAUUUGGAAGCAGUAAUGUGCAAACCCUGCUGGUGCAGGAGGAGCCUUGGGACUGUUCCCAUCCCACACGUGGCGUUACCCCAGUUUAGUCCAUAAGGGAUUUCCCAGCAUCACCUGGCUCAGGUGAUGCUGCCCGUGGGAGUGCAGGACAGCUCCUGUGUCCCCACUGCCAGGGCAUCGCAGCUGGCACAGCCCUUGGGCCACCACCGCUGGAAGGAGAGAUUUCAGAGCAGUGUGAGGAUGUGGUGACAUCCCUGUUCCUUCCCCCAUCCUCUUCCCCAUCCUCAUCCUCUUUCCUGUCCCCUCCUGGAGCGCAGCACAAGACCAGGCAGAGUCAAAGGAUCAAAAUCCCCCUGAGCUCUCUCACCGUGUAAAUGAGACUUUGGAGCAGGUCAGAGUGACAGCAGUCACAAAAAAGGGACUCAAUUUCCUGUAAAUACCGAACAAUUCAGUGUUACUGUCAGAGCUGAGCUUCUUAGGGCCUGUCUGUGCCCCGGCCCCAUCACACUGUGGGCAGGGAUUGUUUUUGGACUUCAGGAUAGCGCUAAAAUAAUUAACCUGUCAUUACUUAACGAGCAUAAACAGACUGUAUUUAACUUUGUCACAUAAGAUAUAUAUAUAAAUAUAUAUAUAUGCUGUAAAAUGAGGGAAAAAAAACCUUUCUAAUAAACCAAUGAUUUGU
Molecule: messenger RNA, 7067 nt
Organism: Poecile atricapillus (Black-capped chickadee)
Lineage: Eukaryota; Metazoa; Chordata; Aves; Passeriformes; Paridae
Gene: GPATCH8
Product: G-patch domain containing 8
Exons: 10
Coding region: 438-4967 (1509 amino acids)
Cellular component (GO): nucleus
Molecular function (GO): nucleic acid binding
Source: RefSeq, a predicted model, not a curated record